AAAACACAUAUAGGAGGCUACAAAGUUUGUGACUAACCUUAUUUUGUUCUUGAACUUGCAAGCGUACACCGGAACGUUCCGGCUUCACGACUCCGUGGCCCAGUUAUCCAGGGACGUGUGGAACGAAAUGGACGAAGACGACCAGCCCUUCAUGGAACGGCUGGAGGAGGGGGGCGUCACCAUCUUGGAACAGCACAGGAAGAGAAAAGCCCAGCGUCCGACGUCCAUGUACGAGUUUCCAACCAGGAAGUACUACCUCAGCAGGGACCCCAAGGACAGGUCUGUGCAAGGUAACGGCCUGGGUUUGCGUGUAGUCGGUGGAAAAGAGAUCCCAGGAGGCCGGGGUGAGAUCGGGGCAUACGUGGCCAGGAUUUACCCUGGCGGAGUGGCAGAACAGGUGGAGGGGCUGUUCGAGGGUGCCCAGGUACUGGAGUGGAACGGAGCGAAGCUGACAGGCAAGACUUACGAGGAAGUUCUGAAGAUUGUCAGUGUGUCCAACGGAGAAAUAGAAAUCGUCAUCAGAAGUGAUUUCAACAUGCUGUCGGACACACAGCAUCAAUCAGCAGCUGACAGGAAAAGAUCUGGCUUUGGUCCUUGCAGGCAGUAUUCGGUGGAGUCGGCGGUGGACCCUGACCAGCUGGCAGCCCAACUGGCGACCGUGAGGGGCGAGAACCGGGCCCCCCCAUGCAGGCCCUCUGCCUCCCCCUGUAACAUUGCCUCACCUAGUCUUUCCACUGCUUCCAGUACAGCUCCUAGUCCAAUCCUGCCAGCGUCACCUGCCCUGGCGAGACAAGCACCACGCAAGCUACCAUCAAAAGAGGCGUCUAAAGAAACUGAUAUAACCGGCGAAAUUGAGCUUCAGAUGAGAUAUGACGAGACCACGAAAGACUUGAUCAUCAACAUCAAUCGGGCACGAAACCUGGCCGCAAAGGACAUCAACGGUUUCUCCGACCCCUUUGUCAAGGUCUACCUGCUCCCUGGAAGGAAUGCUGAGAACAAGAGAAGGACAAAGUACAUUCCAAAAACCCUGAACCCAGAAUGGAACCAGACGGUCAUCUACAAGGGAAUCACCAAAGAGCAGCUGAAGUCUAAAACAGUGGAGUUCACUGUGUGGGACUACGACAGGUUCACCCCAAACGACUUCCUCGGUGAGGUGUUGAUUGAUCUGUCUGACGGGAGUUUCCUGGACAACCAGCCCCACUGGUUCACCCUGUACGAACACGACGAGAACAACUCCGCCGAGCUGCCCAAGCCAAAAACCCUGUCCCCCCUCACGCACAGUAAGGCGUUCCACCCCCACACAGGCAAGCCGGUGGAUCUGCAGAAGAGCAGGAGCCACCAAAGCCUCAUCACUGCCGCAGGCGUUCCACCCCACACAGGCAAGCCGGUCGACCUGCAGAAAAGCAGGAGCCACCAAAGCCUCAUCACGGCCGCAGAUGAAGAAGAGUAUGAGAAAGCCCGGAGGAGGUACUACAAGGCCCAGAGCCUGACCAACAUUCACCAAGACGAACCGACUUACAGAUACAGGAGAACAAGGAGCUCGCUGGGAGAGGAGCUCACAUCUGACAGAAGACUGAGUCUCCAGCACGGUUACGGAGUCAGCCUGCCCUUCCGCGAAGUUUCCCCCAGCCGCAGACUCAUGCAGCAACAAGCUGAGCGCAGGAGAGCCCCCGUCGGCGCCCACACCACACAGGGUCCGCCCCCUGGAGCUCGCACAAGGUCACGGUCAAGGUCACCUGCCAAUCAUCAAGGUCAACAGCCACCACCACCAGGAGACCAGAUGUCAUCCGUGAUGUCAGACAGCCCACUGACUUACAGGAAGAGGUUUGUGAACGAGCGACAUCAGCCGUCGUCCCUGGCGCGAAACCACGUGUCUUCCUCCGACACCUCCAUCGUGCAGAUGCGGGAGUCUCCACAAAUGAACGUUCAGAACUGCUCACCCGAAAAUCAGCCAGGAAUAAACAGUGUGUGCUGCAUGCAACUGUGCAACAUUUAUAAGAACCUUUUAGGUGAGGACGAAUCGUCCCACAGUGAACCCGCCACACCGCGCUCAGCCACCGAACGGGACAGAAAGGUCCCCAGUUUUCACGGGAAGCAUGACAGAGACGACCUACGCAAGCAGGUGGCCAGAAAGAAGCUGGACUCGCUGGGGUCGAGCGCCUCGUCCAACGGGAGCCUGAGCAGCUUACAGAGCGGGGAGAGCAGCAGCACAGGGUACAGCGGGGGGACAGCACCGCCCUCUGGCUGGCCAGGAAGGUAAGGUCAUGCUGUCCCUUACACUGCUGUUCUUACACUGCUGUUCCUUACACAA
Messenger RNA from Branchiostoma belcheri (Belcher's lancelet), 2311 nucleotides. Its product is annotated as protein piccolo-like. Gene Ontology annotation, biological process: presynaptic active zone assembly; protein localization to synapse. Lineage: Eukaryota; Metazoa; Chordata; Leptocardii; Amphioxiformes; Branchiostomatidae. The transcript is spliced from 20 exons. The record is from RefSeq and is a predicted model, not a curated record. The coding region runs from base 128 to 2260 and encodes 710 amino acids. Gene Ontology annotation, cellular component: cytoskeleton of presynaptic active zone; membrane; axon. Gene Ontology annotation, molecular function: structural constituent of presynaptic active zone; protein binding.